Acanthosepion pharaonis is the source of this 2037-nucleotide messenger RNA. Lineage: Eukaryota; Metazoa; Mollusca; Cephalopoda; Sepiida; Sepiidae. The record is from the annotation of a GenBank genome assembly.
AUGCACGAAUUUCACACAUUUUUUGAUGUUAACCGAAAUGGCGAACUGGAAUGGAAAGAUUUCGACAUGACACGGCAACAUUUCCACUCGCUCUUUUUUCCUUUUUCAUCCGAUAUGUCUUAUUCUCUCCCAUUCUCUCUCUCUCUCUCUCUCUCUCUCUCUCUCUCUCUCUCUCUCUCACCUUAUUUCUCUUUCUCCUUGCGUUUUGCUUUCUUUCUUAAACAGGCUUACGCUCAUAUCACCAAAUUGCUUUUUGUUUUUCUUUCUUUUCUGCUAAUUUUUCUCUUUCGUUUUCUAUUUUUUUCUUUGUUCUCUAUUUUUCUUUUUCCUUCUCUAUUUUUCUUUUUCCUUCACUAUUUUUCUUUUUCUUUCACUAUUUUUCUUUUUCCUUCUCUAUUUUUUCAUUUUUCUUUUUCCUUCUCUAUUUCCUUUUUCGUUUUAUAUUUUCAUUCUUCCUUCUCUAUUUCCUUUUUUGUUUUCUAUUCCCUUUCUCUUUUUCUACUUUUCCUUAUCGUUCUCUAUUUUCUUUUUCGCGUUUUUUGUUUUCCUUUUCGUUCUCUAUUUUUAUUUCAACUUUUUCUUUUUCCAUUUAAUUUCUUCACUCCAUUUAAUGUCUUCACCGUCUUUCUUUUAUUAUUUUUUCCUUUCUCUACGACCUUUUAUUUCGCUUGCUCCCUCACUCUCUUUUUCUUUCUUUCUUUUCUUUUCUUAUUUUCCUAUUUUGUCCUUCUCAGUUUCUUUCACUUUCCAUUUAAUGUCUUCACCGUCUUUCUCUUUUAUUAUUUUCCUUUCUCUACGAACUUUUAUUUCGCUUGCUCCCUCACUUUUUUCUUUCUUCCUUUCUUUCUUAAUUUCUAUUUUGUCCUUCUCAGUUUUUUUUCUCUACUAUUUAAUGUCUCCACCGUCUUUUCUCUUUUAUUAUUUUUCUUUCUUUCUCUUUUAUUAUUUUCCUACGACCUUUUAUUUCGCUUGCUCCCUCCUCUCUUUUUUUUCUUCCUUUCUUUCUUAAUUUUCUCAGUUUUUUUAAUGUCCUUCUUAGUUUUUUCUUUUCUCUUUUAUUUCCUUUCUCUACUCCUCCUUUUUUUCGUUGCCUAUUUUGUCCCUCUCAGUUUCUCUCUUUUUAAUGUUCUUUUUUUCUCUUUUAUUUCCUCUCUUUUUUCUUUCUUCCUUUCUUUUCUUAUUUUUAAUGUCUUCUUUCUUUUCUUUUUAUUACCUUUCUCUAUUUCUUUUAUUUCUUGCUCCCUCACUCUCUUUUUUUUUCUUCCUUUCUUUCUUAAUUUCCUAUUUUGUCCUUCUCAGUUUCUUUCACUCCAUUUAAUGUCUUUUCUCUUUUUAUUAUUUUCCUUUCUCUACGACCUUUUACGAACCCUCUUUUCUCUUUUUUUCUUAUUUUUUUUAAUUUUCCUUUCUCUACGAACUUUUUAUUUCGCUUGCUCCUUUUAUUUCUUUUUUCUUUUUCUUCACUUCCUUUCUUUCUUAAUUUCCUAUUUUGUCCUUCUCAGUUUCUUUCUCUUUUAUUCACCGUCUUUUCUCUUUUUUUUCCUUUCUCUACGACCUUUUUAUUUCCUUGCUCCCUUAAUGUCUUUCACCGUCUUUCUUUCUUUUAUUAUUUUUCCUUUUAUUAUUUUCCUUUCUCUACGACCUUUUAUUUCGCUUGCUCCCUCACUCUCUUUUUUCUUUCUUUCCUUUCUUUUCUUAAUUUCCUAUUUUGUCCUUCUCAUUUCUUUCACUCCAUUUAAUGUCUCAACCGUCUUUCUCUUUUAUUAUUUUCCUUUUAAUGUCUCUACGACCUUUUAUUUCGUCUUGCUUUUAUUAUUUUCCCUUUCUCUCUCUUUUUUCUUUUGCUUCCUUUCUUUCUUAAUUUCCUAUUUUGUCCUUCUCAGUUUCUUUCCUCCAUUUAAUGUCUUCACCGUCUUUCUCUUUUAUUAUUUUCCUUUCUCUACGAACUUUAUUUCGCUUGCUCCCUCACUCUUUUUUUUCUUCCUUUCUUUCUUAAUUUCCUAUUUUGUCCUUCUCAGUUUCUUUCACUCUAUUUAA